This is a messenger RNA of Nilaparvata lugens (brown planthopper), 3768 nucleotides long. Its product is annotated as protein arginine N-methyltransferase 9. Gene Ontology annotation, biological process: peptidyl-arginine methylation. The transcript is spliced from 7 exons. Bases 240 to 2207 code for a protein of 655 amino acids. The record is from RefSeq and is a predicted model, not a curated record. Gene Ontology annotation, molecular function: protein-arginine omega-N monomethyltransferase activity; protein binding. Lineage: Eukaryota; Metazoa; Arthropoda; Insecta; Hemiptera; Delphacidae.
AACAGCAAGUAGUGCAAGUGAGGUUAUGGUUAUGAGGCUUUCAGGUUUUGAUUUUAAAUCAAUCAACAAAACUUUAAAAAUGUAUUUGCGUUUCUAAAAGUUUUUUUUUCUAAAGUGUAGCUUGCAGUGAAUUCAGUAAUAAUUACUGUAUUAAUAAUUAUUUAUAGAAUUAAGUUAUGGUAGAAUAGAAUAAUAUUUAUUUUAUUGUUCAGGCCCUAAACAGUAUUACCCUAAUCAAAAUGAAUAGUUUAAAUGGUCUAAUCAAUUUGAAUAAGCGAGAUAAAAAUUAUUACAUAGCACUAGAUUCAAUUGAAAAGUUUGGUUUUUACACAUCGGAAGGAAACAUAGGUCGAGCAUGUGCUCAUCUACUAGUUGCUCUAAAACUAAUGCCAGAUUUAAAAAACGAUAUGGUGGCAGUUUUUGCUACAGCAUUACGUGAAUGGGGGGAGGUCUUAGCCGAUCAAAAGAAAUUUAAAGAUUUGUUCAGAGGCUAUGACCUAGCGCUUCAAGUCUACCCUGACAACAGAUUCGUUAUAAACCACUUGGGCGAAUUCCACUAUAGGGCGGGUGAUUUCGCAAAAGCUCAUUUCUACUUUAAAAAGGCCUGCUCCAUGUCACCAACAGAAUGUGUGGAAAGUGAGAGAAAUCUUGAAAUGUGUAAGAGUGCCAUGGUGGAUCGCUGGCACUUCAGAAUGCUGAAUGACAGUCAUCGCAAUGAAGCCUACAGAGAAGCAAUCACCAAGAAAAUCAAACAGGGAUUCUGUCGUGUACUAGACAUUGGAACUGGAAGUGGCCUCCUCAGCCUGAUUGCUAGUGAGCUGUGUUAUGAAACAAGUGGAGCAGGGCCGGUAUUUGCAUGUGAAGAAAACUUCACCAUGAUAAAAAUUGCCAAAAACAUCCAGCGCAGAAAUCUUUUUGUAACGAUGAAACUUUUCCAUUCACACUCAAGAAAACUCUUUUUGGAGCACCUUCAUGACAAAAGGGUGUCAUUGGUGGUAACGGAGAUCAUGGAUGCUGGCCUAUUCGGAGAGGGUGUUCUGCAAACACUGAAUGAUGCGUGGAGACGGUUCCUACUUCCCCCACUGCCGACACAAGAGUGCAGUAGUUGCUGUGACGAGGAGAAGCCAGGCGUGUGCAUGAUCUGCAACGACCAGAAGCUGUCGCCGGAGCUGCGCCUGUCGCCGCGUGUGAACGGCAUGGUGGUGCCACUCGGGGCGACUGUGUGGCUGGCAGCCAUCGAGUCAGUCCAUGUCGCCCGGCAGCAUCGCUCCCUCUCUUCCAUCCUCCGUCACAACAUCGAGACGCCCUUCAUCUUCGUCAACAACUCACACGAACCCUACGACUCCGAAAACCUCCAGUCUUUCCCCGAUGCAUUCAAACUCCUCUGUGAGCCAAUCAAAUGUUUUUUCGUCAAUUUCAACGAUCCAGAUCAGCUGCUAAGUUUCUAUAAUGGACAAUUUGACCAUCACUUACACAAAAUACAAUUCACAACUGAAGGCAGUCUCGAUGCCUUUGUGGUUUGGUUCGAUCUGCAUGUUGACGAAGAUAUAAAGAUCAGCACUUCCCCCUUCGACGAGAAUGCAGCUACCUGCUGCUGGGAUCAAGCCAUCUUCCCUGUCCAUAGCGAAUUGCGUGUUGUAGCUGGUAGCUCUGCCCAAUUGAAAGUGCAAACAAUAAAAGGUAUUUUGAUUGUGAAAUUGUGGGAAAUUGAAAAUCACAUCCCCAGCAAAUCAAACUAUGAAGAGAUACCAGUGUCUCAGGAGUUCAUCAAAUUUUUCAACAACAGCGAAUAUCUUGAUCAUUUAGCAAUCUAUUCUCGAACAAUGGCAUGUCCUGGAGCCACCAUCUUGGACUUGUGUCCUUUUCCACUUGUGGGACUGAUGCGCCUCAAAGAAGACGAAGACAGUAGUCUCUAUUUUAUUGCUAAAUGUAAAGAUGAUAAGCUGGCGGUGGAGAGAAUUGUGGAAGUGAAUGAUAUCGACCCAAGCAGAAUAGUUUUUGGUGAAGAAUGUGAUGUGAAUGAUGAUGAUUUUAUGAUGCGCAGCAAGUACGAUGUGGUCGUUACAAAUCUGAUCAGUCAGGAAGGCGAAAUGAGUCCAUCAAGCAUCUAUCAUCUCUCAUCGUGCAAAAACUUUCUCUCAGAUUACGGUAGAAUUAUCCCGCAAGGUGUCACUGUAUGGGGCCAAUUAAUCUCUUCAAAGCCUUAACUCGUUCAACAGAAGUUAUCGAGCAAGGAAUUGUUGAGAAGUAUCAUAUCCCAAAAUACAUGAAUGAAUUCAAGGUGCAGCAUGUUAUUGAUAUCAACUCACAAAUACUGUCUCAUACUGCGUUGUCAGAACCAUUCCAAAUCGGCCACAUAGAUACGUUUGACAUAGCCCUUCAGAAGAGGUUGCAAUUUAAGAAGAGUGUGGUUGCCAACAAAGAGGGGACAGCGUCUGCCCUAUUACAAUGGUUCCAGUACGAAAUAGAUUUACCCGGAUGUGGGCCAUUGAAGUACAGCACUCGCAGUAUUGGCUCGCAUGUCAAUCAGAUGUGUGUUCUGAUGGAGAAACAACAACUAAAACCAAAGCAAGUAGUGAAAGUGAACUGUGAGUAUUACCAUGGAGGUUUAAUUAUCAAAUUCGAAUCUCAAUAACUUAGUUCAGAAAGUCGUGAUGGACGAUCUCAGCUCUUUUACUGAGCGAACUUUUCUUCAGCCAGACAAGUUUUAUUGUUGGAUUUUUUAGAACAUAGGCCUAUUUUUAAGUUAAGGAAUCUUCCCUUAAUUGAAAUAGUUAAAUCCACUUCAUAAAAGUUAUAUAUAAAUUUGACCCACUUUAGAUUUUAUUGCCAGUUUUUUUGUUUUAUUGUGUUUCAACUUUAAUUCUGUAUUCAGCUCUAGCAAAAUUCCAUUAAGUCCAAGACUAAUCAAUGCUAAUUUGAUGCUUGAUCAAUGCUAAUUUUCUAAAUAUUCAACUCCUCACAAAAUUUGUUCAAUAUAAUAACCUAUUUUAUACUAUUCAAGUAAUCAUCAAAUACUGUUAAUUCCAUCAUACAAUAUAAAAUUAAGUAUAAUUUAGUGAAAUAAUCUUGUUAUUCUCGAUAGUCAUGCAUCUUCCAUAUUUUAUAAAGUUGACUUUAUGUAAAAAUUUAUAUUCUGUUUAAAAAAUUUUCUACCAAAACUAUUGCUCAAUUGUACGUGGGGAAUAUGCUAUUUUUGCGUCGAGAUUUAAGGCUACGGUACUCAAGUUCCAUAUAACUGUAGGUAUUGUAGACUUAUUGUAUUUUUAAUAUAUUGUUUAAUAUUCUAUUGUAUUUCUACUUCUAUCAAUAUUACUCAUACAUUCUCAUUGCAUGCAUCUGCAAUAAGUGUGAAAUCCUGGCGGUAGUUUAAUAAUGGAUACUUACUGUUGUGAUAAUUAUGAUGUACUUUACGUGGUGACCUUUUAUUAUUCCAGUAGGUGGUUUCCGUGGAAUAUGUGUUUGAAUAUCCAUAGCUUGUAAUCAAACCCAGGGUACGAACAGAACGGUCAGGUUGAUGUUAGGUUUCAGUGUAGGUCGCGCUCACGACUUUCUAUAUCUAUGACACGAAAUGUUUUCAUAAUUGCCAGCAGCUGAUUAGUGGCAUUGAUCGAAACAGAAAUCUACAUCGCGACCCACUCGUUCUGUUCUCACCUUUAGGUAGCUAAUCUUGUUUUAUUGAUUUUAUUCACACAUUGUUUUCCGUAUCAACCUCCAUGAAUUGAGUGUGAGUAAUCUAAAGCCAGUAAUAAAACAAUAAAGCAAGUU